Molecule: messenger RNA, 3038 nt
Organism: Bactrocera oleae (olive fruit fly)
Lineage: Eukaryota; Metazoa; Arthropoda; Insecta; Diptera; Tephritidae
Gene: Taz
Product: tafazzin, phospholipid-lysophospholipid transacylase
Biological process (GO): inner mitochondrial membrane organization; cardiolipin acyl-chain remodeling
Cellular component (GO): mitochondrial membrane
Molecular function (GO): 1-acylglycerophosphocholine O-acyltransferase activity
Source: RefSeq, a predicted model, not a curated record
UAUUGUUAAACAAAAACGAAAAAACAAAUUAAUUAUUUAUUAGGUGUCUCCCCCGUCUUUGCCUGUUGAGCCGGUUUUAGGUUAUCUUCUAAUACUUCCCAUGGCUUUUCAUGCCGCACAGCAUCCCAUGGCAAUGGCGCAUCGUAUCGUUCUGGUUCUUGCAACUUAACGCCAUUUUCUUCCAAUGUUUUUAGAAACUUGUCGACUUUACCUCCGGCAACUGCGUCAAUAUUGCAGGCAAUUUCAGUAAUGCCUGACUGGAGGCAUCUCAUUGCCAGCACUCGAGCAAGAUUCAAAAAGGCAGGUGUAUCUGUGGUUUUGUAAAGAUGCUUUUUAAUUGCCCAUUCCGAUGUGCUCGCACCGACAAUAGGACCAUUUUGAAAAUGCCUCACUUCUGCAGUUACGUAACGUCCACUUACAGUCAACUCCAAUUUAUGCCAAAACGAACGUCCAGGUUUUUCCAAAAAAUAACCAUUGGGUUUAUGUGCAAUACGCAAUCUCUCCAGAUUUCUUGGAUUUCGAUUUAUUAAAACCGGUUCACCCGUGGGUUGGCUGAUUUCCUUGAUUUUACGCAAAACGCGUGAGGAUCUUAGUGGUUGAAAGUGGCCAGACAUAGUCGAAGUGACAAAUUAAUUCAAUAAUUAAUAAAUUGUUAGUUUUUGAAAAAACAAUAUUCUGGUUACGAAAAAUAUUGAAUGUUGACUUCUUCAAAGAUGUGCUACUAAUAAUCUCCGCUGACAGUUUGUAAGAACAAAUGCGCCGGCAUUUUUUAUGUAAAUUCACCGACGUUGGAAAAUUUCAAAAUUUUUUUAACAGCGUAUUCCACUUUGGCGUGUUCCACGAUAUGAUAUAUUAGAGUCUGUAUUAAUUAUAUAUGUAAUUUUCUUCUUUUCAGCUUAUUAGAUUAGCUAUUAUUUCAGUUUAAAAUUGUUAAUUAAUUAUUGUGCGAUUUUGUCGCAUAACUAUUCACCGCGCAAUUCAUCCGUUCACAAAUAAUUCACAAUGAAAAAGUAAAUAUUUACGAAUAUCUAAAGGAUAAAGGGAAAACAUAAAAGCAAAUGUCAAAAGCGCUUAAAUAAUAAAUAAUUUUAAUUAACUUUCGCAAAAUUAAGGCAUGCGCUAAAACAGGAGACAUUUGAAGAACCUGUGUUAACCAUUGCCUAUAAUCGCAUUGGGCACUUUGGUGGUUUGGUGUGGAUAUAUUGGAAACAUUUUGCCUUAUAGUAUUAUUAGAAGAGUUUGGUGUUAGAAAACGCGGUACAUAUCAAUAAUAAUGUUGUUGUCUGUGGUUGGAUUAAAUUUGUGUGGCCGAAUGCGGCUCCUAAACCGUGGGAGUUGCAUUGCUAUGGCUCGCAUACAGAAACCUUGCACUGCCGGAUAUCCAACUUCCUCGAAACGGUUUCACGUCCAGCCUCAACAACAACCCCAGCCGCAGCAACUCGCUAUGGGCUACAAUAUAGAGUGGAUAUUCCAGCGUUUACGGUGUCCUUCGGGACUUUGGUAUAUUGCUAGUCAAAUUGCUAUUACAGCGGUGGGAUUGUUUGCUAAAUUUGUACUGGUUUUCCUCAACCGAACCGUAGUGUACAACAGAGAGAGACUGAUAAAUUUGAUAGAAAAACGUCCAGCCGGUGUACCGUUAGUCACAGUGUCAAAUCAUCAAUCAUGCUUCGAUGAUCCCGGCCUUUGGGGUGUGCUUCCCGUUAAAUUCGUAUGCAAUACAUUUAAGAUACGUUGGUCGAUGGCGGCGCACGACAUCUGCUUCACCAAUAAAUAUCACUCAACUUUCUUCAUGUAUGGAAAGUGUAUACCAGUGGUGCGCGGCAGCGGUGUCUAUCAGGACGCUGUCAAUUUGUGUAUACAAAAAUGUGCGCUCGGCCAUUGGGUGCAUGUCUUUCCCGAGGGCAAAGUUAACAUGACCAAGGAGGAGAUGCGCCUCAAGUGGGGUGUGGGUCGUAUCAUAUACGAAUCGCCACGCAUUCCGAUUAUUCUACCCAUGUGGCAUGAGGGCAUGGAUGAAGUGCUGCCCAACACUGAGCCAUACGUACUGAAGUGGGGUAAAAAGGUGACGCUGAAUAUCGGUCAACCUAUAGACUUGCAAGAUUUUAUACAGGAUCUGAAAGAUCGUAAAGUGCCAGAGCCAGAGGCGCGAAAGUUGAUAACGGACAAAAUACAAGAUGUGUUUUAUCAUUUACGCAAAGAGACCGAAGAACUGCAUAAAAAACGGCUAUAGUAAUUAAGUAAAUUCGUUUAUAAUUAUUUUGUUCACACAUUACUCGUAGCAAUUGAGUAUAAGAAUUCAUAAAAAAUAUAUAUUUAUAAAUGAACGAUUAAUAAGCAACAGAAACAAAUUAAAAAUAAGUUAUACACAUUUUAGAGAAUUAUAAUUUUUAAUUUCAAAAACAAAGUGCAAUAUAAAACUGUUUCAAAAAGCUAUGCAUACAUUUAUGUAACCCAAAAUUUUUAUAAAACAUUACUUAGUUGGUCUGAACAAAAUUCUAUUUUUAUCUAAUUCAAAAUAGUAAAAAUUAAGCAGCUAAUUACUUUGCAGUUAAAUCCAAGACAAAUAUGUAAACCUUAACGUAUUGAGUAAAACUCACCUUUAUGUUUAUUAAAAUAAGUGUAUUUAUGUAAUAAUGUCUGUAGAAUGAUUAUUGUCACUCAUGUAAUUUUUAUGUUAAAAUUUUAAUUGCUUAAAUGUAGAAAAAAUUAACUAUAACAAACAAAAAUGCGAAUACAUACAUAUGUACAUAUGUAUAUGAAUUUUAUAUAGUGCCCGAUAUUUUCAAAUAAACAAUUUGGUUAAUACGCUAAGAUACAUAUUGAAACGAAAUAUAUUUAUAUAUAUGAAUACUCAUAUAUAAUAUAUAUAAAUGAAUAUAGUAUUGUAUACGAGCGUUAAGAUUAUCGUAUGUAUAAGAGAACUAAAGUGUACGAUCUUGUGAAAAGAGCCUUUAAGAAAUGCUUUUUGUUGUGCUGCAUAACGAGCGAAACUAAAGACAUUUAAAAUGCAAAUGAAAAUAAAAGUAACGAAAACCAAA